Podospora pseudocomata is the source of this 1977-nucleotide messenger RNA. RefSeq lists its product as uncharacterized. The record is from RefSeq and is a predicted model, not a curated record. NCBI's taxonomy places the organism in Eukaryota, Fungi, Ascomycota, Sordariomycetes, Sordariales, Podosporaceae. The transcript has a single exon. Bases 1 to 1977 code for a protein of 658 amino acids.
AUGGCAGCGUCCCAAUGCCCCGGCGGGAUCUGUGAUGGAUUCGUCGAUCUAUUACGCUCUCCAGAGUCGUGGAGUGUGAGCCAUCCUGGGUGGCAACAUGACGCUGCCUGGGAUGACAUGGUCACUGCUGGAGAGUCAGGAUGCAGGACUUGUCGAGUGUUUUUGAAGGCAGCAAGUUGCUUUCCUCCGCAACCUUUUUAUGUCUCUUUUUUGUGCCAGCCAGCCAAGGUUUGGGGUGAAAAUGGCCAAUGCACAUUCACUGGUGCAUUCCAUUUGAGCAUCGUCUACCAAAACAUCAUCAAGCUAUUCAAGCCGGAUGAUGGCAGCUUUUGUGACUGGCCACUGCCGCCGUUACCCCAGAACAAACGGGAUCUUAGCCUUGAUGGAAAAGUUACCAUUGCCACAUCCUGGUUGACAGCAUGUCGUGACAAUCACUCUGACUGCAACUCCUAUUCAGAAGGGGUCGAUGAAGAUACGACAAAGUUGCCAAAAAGGGUUCUCGACGUUUCACCGCCGGAUGGACAUGGACAGUUGCGUCUAUAUGAGACGCCAGAGGGGGCAAAAGGGAGGUACAUUGCCCUGAGCCAUCGUUGGGGACAGACACAGCCUCUCACCACUACCAAGGGAACGAUCGGUAAUUGGAAGCAGACGAUCCCAUGGAAGCACGUUCCUCAAGCCUUUCGAGACGCCAUCACUGUCACCCGUGAGCUUGGAACUCGAUACCUCUGGAUUGAUAGCCUCUGCAUCAUCCAGGAUGACCACGAUGACUGGUCAAAACAAGCACCAGAAAUGUGUUCCAUCUACAGCGACGCUCUUCUCACCAUAUCUGCCACGCGCUGCAAUGAGGGGUGCACGGACACCCUAUUUCCUGACUUUCAGCAUAGCGUCACGGUAGACGGAGAUCCAAGCAUCACUGUCGCAGUCCGUGCCGAGGGCCCUCAUGUCUCUUCAUCGGCUCAUUAUCCCCUACUUCAACGCGCCUGGGUCUUCCAGGAACGGCUUCUCUCGAGGCGGAUCCUCCACUUUGGAUACGACGAGCUCAACUGGGAGUGCAUGGAGAAGGCGUGGUGUGAGUGUGACCCAAACACUAUUUACGCCACCCUGCCGCAUUUGAAGUCUUCCCGGAGUCGCAAUCCCACCUCUGCACUGACCCCAAAUUUUCCAACCUCAGCCCAUCACGACAUGUGGCGAAGGAUGAUAUACUGGUACACUCAGCAACAACUGACGUUUUCCACCGACCGUGGCCCAGCUAUACUAGGCCUGGCAAAGGAGCACAUGACACUCACGCGUCCCAAAAAUUCCGUUUACCUCUCUGGACUUUGGUCAGAUUCUCUUGUGGGGGACUUGGCCUGGGAAGUAACAGCGGUAGUGGUGGCCGGUCCAGUCAGACCAGGCACUACUGCAGAACCGCGACUCCCAGGGCCGACAUGGUCUUGGACAACCGUCGCAGACGCGAUCUGCAUGUGGCCACUUCACUGGGUGGAUAGUGCAACAACUGAAGUUCUAGACAUUAUCCCACCACCUGCGUUUGCAGUCCCCUCCACGAUGACUUCAGCGGCGCUUGAUCUAAAAUCGACGCGACAUUGUAUCACCCUCAAAGGGAAAGCACUCAAGGGCAUAUCAACAAACAGCAAAGACCCUGCCGUGGCACGCGACAGAAAGAAGUUCUACAACGCUUGGUUCGAGGCUAGCUUUGGAGCCACGUCUGGAACGUUCAAUUUUGCCUCAGACUACCCUCCCCCUUCUGAAAGCGGGGACAGCAUUGUCAUUUCCGAUGGGGAAACGGUAUGGUGGCUGCAUCUUGGGACAAAUCAUGUCGAGGGGAGUAAUCCGUCGAACAGACCGCUGGAGGAGAUUGGGCUUGUGCUGCGUUGUGUUGACAAGACGUUGGGUCUGUAUGAGAGAAUUGGACUAGCGGGCUCUAGACAGGGGCAGUGGGAUGAUCAAGGGGAGGAGAUCGUUGCAAGUUUGGUGUAA